This is a messenger RNA of Gambusia affinis (western mosquitofish), 1924 nucleotides long. RefSeq names its product protein IWS1 homolog. The record is from RefSeq and is a predicted model, not a curated record. The transcript has 2 exons. NCBI's taxonomy places the organism in Eukaryota, Metazoa, Chordata, Actinopteri, Cyprinodontiformes, Poeciliidae. Bases 187 to 1575 code for a protein of 462 amino acids.
GCAACCCUAUAAAUGACGCCGACCUCCUGAAUUCUUUCCCUUUGCUACGGGACUUUGGAAGGAGACGGCUGAAAGAGCAUAACGCCUCGGACGGUUUGAACCUGUGAAGAAGUCAACUUUGCAAAACUUGGUCAAGAAGCACUUGGUGUAUUACGCACUUGCUGAAGAAGCCGAAAACCCACGAAAAUGGAUCCUGGCCAGAAGAAGGACCAGCAGGGUGGUCAGCUGGAAGAUCAUUGUGUAGCUCUUCCAGCAGACGGAUCCCCAGCGUUGGAGGAACAUCUAGCCGAUGGUAAGGAUAUUGGUAAGGUGGGGUCAAAUGUUUUCCAAGAAACCAUAUCAGACAACAUGGUUUCUGGAGAUCAUGGAGAGGAGUUGAGGUGUAGUUCACCUCCGCAGUCCGUUGACUGUAGUUCCAGCUCCAGUGUUAGCUCCAGUCAAGAUGGCUGGGCUAGCAGUUUCAGUGGUAGCUGUAUUAGCAGCUCCAGUGGUAGCUCCAGUCAAGAUGACUGGGCUAGCAGCUCCAGUUGUAGCUCUAAUACCAGCUACAGUGAAGAUGAGGUAGGUAGUGAUUGGACUACCAGUUACGGUAGUAUCAGUACUACCAGCUGCAGUCCAACAGUGGACCGUCCUUACGCUGAGCUUGAGAUGGCUCAGAAGCUUCAAGACGGCAUUUUUCACUUGACCUCACCUGAAGAGCCCAUUUUGAGUGCAGAUGAUUCCAGACCUUUUGGUGUCUUGCAACGUCAUCAGGUAGGUUUGGUAGGGGAUGCGACUCAUGGGACAUUGGUGACCGGCAAAAACGGAAAGAGGACCAAGGACACUGACUCUGAAGAGGAGCCCCCUGCCAAGAGGACUAGGGACAGUGAAGCUGAAGAGGAGCUCUCCUCCAAGAGAUCCAGGGACACUGAUGAUGUUGAAGAGGAGCCUCCAGCCAAGAGGACAAGGGACAGUGUUGAUGAAGAGGAGCCUCCAGCCAAGAGGACAAGGGACAGUGUUGAUGAAGAGGAGAUCCCUGCCAAGAGGUCCCGGAAGAGCGAUGACGAAGAGGAACCUGUUCUCAGUCCCUCCACAAAUGUGUUGUGUGAGGAUUCUUUUCAGUCAUCCCCUGUCCGCAGUCCCUCGCCCAUGUCAUUGUGGGGGGAUCACCUUUUUUCACCCUUUGAUCUUUCACCUAUGAGUGGAUGUGAGGAUCCCAUUCUGUCCUCCCCUGUCUUCAGUCCCUCGCCAAGAUUACCUUGUGAAGGUCCCAUUGUGUCUGUUUAUGCCAUCAGUCCCCCAAUCAGUGAAGAUCCUAUUUUGUCAUCCCCCGUUCUCAGUCGUCCACCAAGCACAGCCUGUGAGGAUCCUAUUGUGUCUUCCCCUGUCGUGAAUACUUCCUCCACAACAUACUGCAAAAUUCCAAGUGCAAGAUUCCCUUGCUUUUGUGUCUGGAUGAAAUCUCAAAUGGACAGAGAAGAGGAACCAAUACCCUCAACAUCUGGAAUUGGAUCUGGCGGAAUUAGAGGAAGAGAGAGUUCCAGAAAAGAGUGGUUUAGACCUCACUACGACCUGUCAAGUGAUGACUCUGAUUAGAUUUGGAUCUUAAAAAACUGAAGACCUACCAGAGAAGACCCAUUAGGAUACUGUAAUUUCUCUGUUGUUUAUGUUAAAGCAAAUGGCUUUCUAGCAGGACCGAGGAUGCCUUAGGUAGCGACUUGCACCGGGGCUUUUCUUUAUCCCGCUGCUAGAUGUUUUAUUUUAGAUGUUAAGGAUUCUGGCAGGACAGGCAAUGCUGACUUUUUUGCUGUUAAUGAAUGAAUGACUAAAUGCUGGAGGAUGCUAAUUUAACUUUCUGAGGAACAAGACAAUACUGCUGAACAAAAAACUUUAAUAGUAGUCGGACAUGGAUGGUGCAUAAAAGAUAAACGCUAAAAGGAAUAAG